This is a messenger RNA of Panicum virgatum (switchgrass), 2526 nucleotides long. Its product is annotated as G-type lectin S-receptor-like serine/threonine-protein kinase At4g03230. Gene Ontology annotation, molecular function: ATP binding; protein kinase activity. Gene Ontology annotation, biological process: cell surface receptor signaling pathway; protein phosphorylation. Lineage: Eukaryota; Viridiplantae; Streptophyta; Magnoliopsida; Poales; Poaceae. The record is from RefSeq and is a predicted model, not a curated record. The transcript is spliced from 9 exons. The coding region runs from base 246 to 2000 and encodes 584 amino acids.
GGUCUAGAAGAGGACGACGCGGUGCGUUGACUUAUCGUUGGUCUACAAACAAGCACGGGGGAAGACCUGCUAGCUGCAAUUGCAAAUUUGGUUGCGCGACUCGGCGACAGCUUCUGCGAGUUCAUAUCAUUCGAGGGUGCCAUAAUUUUUCCAAGUAGCUCGCAGUAUCAAUUCGUGUUGCCUUUAUAAUCCUUCGUAUUCACUAUUUGUUGCCAGCUGGGAGAGACUGUCUAUCUUGUGUGUCUAUGGCGUCGUCCUGGGAUAAGCUGGGACAGGCGGCAAGCAUUAUGCAGGUCACCGGCGUGGACGCCUUCGGUCUGGUUUCCAUGAUCGUUCAGGCGGCGCACACCGCGCGCCACAACAGGGAUCUGUGCCAGCAGCUCGCGCAGCAUGUCCAGAUCGUCGGCGAUCUGCUACGGAAACUGGACAUCCCGGAGCUGAAGCGGCAUCUGGAGACGCGGAGGCCGCUGGAUCAACUGGAUGCCGCACUCUUCCGUGCCUACAAGCUCGUGAGGUCCUGCAGCCAGCACCAAGAGAACAGAAGCCAGCUCUACCUGAUGUUCACGGGCGCCGAGGUGGCCUCCAAGCUUCGGCUGGCGCAAGAGGAGAUCGACCGCUACAUCAACCUCAUACCCCUGAUCACCCUUGUUGCCGCCCUGGGCGAUCGGGGUGCUAAGGAGAGCCAGCAAGAUGUGACCAUUGAUCCAGCGCAACCACAAAGGCCUCAAUUAUCUCUCCAAGAAGUUAAUGAAUUACUUGCACUUGAGGAACGGCCGACAACAGGUGUCUCCAAUAAUAAAGAAGCCGGAAGAAAUGGUUGGCAUCUGGUGAUAGAGAAUGUUAGAAACAGCUUGGUUGGUCAGACGGGGAGGCAUCUUACUUACAAAGAGCCCUUGAAAACCAUGAGACGGCUCUGGGUGAGUGUGCCCACCAUGUCCAUGGAGAUGGAGCAGGUGCUCGAGCUCUGGCGGAUCGAGGAGAGAGACUCCGAGUUCUUGCUCUACGACUUCGACCAGAUCGCCGACGCCACCGACAACUUCUCCGACCACCACAAGCUCGGCCAGGGCGGCUUCGGACCCGUCUACAAGGGCGUGCUGCCCGGCAGGCUGGAGAUCGCGAUCAAGCGCCUGUCGUCGUGCUCGGUGAUGGACCUCAUGGAGUUCAAGACGGAAAUUCAGCUCAUCGCCAAGCUGCAGCACACCAAUCUUGUCCGGCUGCUGGGCUGCUGCGUGCUGGCCGAGGAGAAGAUGCUCAUCUACGAGUACAUGCACAACAAGAGCCUCGACUUCUUCAUUUUCGACGCUGAGAAAGGGAAGAUCUUGACCUGGGACCUACGGUACCGCAUCAUCGACGGCAUCGCGCAGGGCCUGCUCUACCUGCACGAGCACUCGCGCCUCCAGGUCAUCCACCGGGACCUCAAGGCCAGCAAGAUCCUCCUGGACUGUGACAUGAACCCCAAGAUCUCCGACUUCGGCAUGGCCAGGAUCUUCUGCUCCAACGUCCCCGAGGCCAUCACCACCACGGUCGCCGGCACGCAUGGUUACAUCGCACCGGAGUACGCUUUCGAGGGCCUCUUCUCCACCCAGUCCGACGUGUUCAGCUUCGGCGUCCUGCUCCUCGAGAUCAUUACCGGCAUGAGGAACGCCGGGUUGGACCAGUACGGCAAAUUCUACUACCUCACAGGACACGCGUACCAGCUGUGGCAGGACGGGAAAUGGAAUGAGCUGGUGGACACGGCGCUGGGCGGCGACGUGCCCGUGCCGGAGGUGAUGAAGUGCCUGCACGUGGCGCUGCUGUGCUUGCAGGACAGCGCCGACGACCGGCCCAACAUGUCGGAGGUGGUGGCCAUGCUUGGCAGCCUGAUCACCAUGCCGGAGCCCCGGCAGCCGGCCUACUACAACGUCCGGAUCAGCAGCCUCGCCGUGUCGUCCGACUCGUUCGGCGAGUCCUCGUGCAGGAUCAGCAACAUCACGCUGACGGAUCACGAGGAAGGCAGGUAGUAGCAGGAACACAUGCAUGUUCUCGGCGUUUCAGUUCUAGGCCAGUAACUGUACAGGACUGCUAUAUGAUCAGAAUUCAUAGAGACACGGAGAGAGAGAGAGAGAGAGAAAAAACAGAAAAAAAGAGAUCAGGAUAUAUAUAAGUUAACACAGUUGAUGCAAGAUAUGACCAUGCCCAUCAACGUGUUAACGGAAGGUUUAUUUUCUUCUCGAGUCUUGACCAGCUCCAGCAAUUUUUGGUCCAUUUUGGAGUGACUUCAGCCGCUCGCCGUCCACAGUGAAAGGAGGAAAUGAAAAAACAAAUACACUGUUUGACACUGUAGAUGUACUGUUUGGCACUGUAGACAAAGAGGGCGUGGGAAACGAGGAGGGAGCAAAUUUGCUCUUGCUCCCUCCGCUGUGGUCAGCCUAAACUUGAUAUUUGUAUGGGUACACUUUAGUAUACGUGACUGUAGCUGAUGUGAACUUGCAUGUGCUUACAGUGCUACUCUUAUACAUAUCUUAGGAUGGAAUUGUGUCCUGAAUA